Leptopilina boulardi is the source of this 3427-nucleotide messenger RNA. RefSeq names its product E3 ubiquitin-protein ligase RNF13-like. Gene Ontology annotation, cellular component: nucleoplasm; cytoplasm. NCBI's taxonomy places the organism in Eukaryota, Metazoa, Arthropoda, Insecta, Hymenoptera, Figitidae. Bases 807 to 2201 code for a protein of 464 amino acids. The transcript is spliced from 8 exons. The record is from RefSeq and is a predicted model, not a curated record.
AAACUGACGUUUCUCUAGUUUGCUCAUCAAAAAAGUGAAAGACAAAAUUUGUUAGUAUUUUUGUUGAUAAAUUUUUUAAAUAAUUCUUAAUAAUAGAUAUAUAAAGUAAGAAAAUAAAUUGAAAAUUUAUAAUAAUCAAUGUUUAAACAUUUAGAAAAAGUGCGAUUCGUUGACAUUUAAAUUAUUCUCUCGUAUAUAUCAAAAUGGAGAGCAGUGAUGACAGUUAAUUGCGUUCAAUCGACAAGAGUUGGUGCUAUUUACAAUAUAUUAUCAGUUUAUGUUUUCUCUUCAUAUAUAAGUAUAUUUUUGUAAUAAUACUCCCUGAUUAAUGUUCAUAAAGUAAAAGUCAAUGAUUUAUAUUUGCUUUUAAAUUUCCUCCCAACACUUAUUUGAUUCGAUUGUCAUAACCUAUAAAUAAAAGAAAAAAAAAGGAUUGUGUCGGAUAUAUAUAUAAUAGUAUAAUAGGCAAUUAUAACAAUUAUUUUAAUCUUUUUUUACAAUCAAUUAAAACAAAGUGUUUAAAUACGUAGUUUUUUUUGAUAGUGUUACGUAUAUUAAGAGUGACUAAACAUAUUCGUGUAUGUGAAUUACACAGAAAACAAGAUUUUUAUUCGCUGACCUAUGUUUCUCUUGGAGUACUGAUAAGAUCAGUAUCAGAGUAUAUAAAUAAAUUCUAAUUGAUCAGUGAACUUGUGGAUUAUGUAUUAUGAUACAAAAUAGAAAACUCCUAGUAAAUUCAUUAAACUAGGAGUAAGGAGAAUUUCAAUUGAAAUUAAAUACAAAACAAAAAAAAAAUUAAAUUAAAAAUGCCUCAGUGUUGUCUAAGUCACAGAACUCAAUUAUGGCUGAUAUUUUUAACAAUACUUCUCUUCAGCAAUGUGGAGGGCGAUAUUUUAGUUUUCUCAAGUGCAGAUCGUCAUCAAAUCGAAGAAGAAUUCAGAGAUAUGCCAGCACGAUUUGGUGGACAAAUUCCACCUGAAGGAGUCAAAGGCAUGAUUGUUUAUGCAGAUCCUCCAUUUGCGUGCUCAAAUGUAAAAGAACCACCAAAUAUAACAGGUUACGAUGGAAAAUGGAUACUUUUAACAGCACGUUUUAAUUGUAGUUUUGAAAUAAAAGUUAGAAUGGCUCAAACAGCUGGUUAUGAUGCCGUAAUUGUACAUAAUGUGAAUAGCGAGGAACUAGAACCAAUGUCAGCGAAAGAUUCCGUGGGAAUUGAAAUUCCGUCAGUGUUUGUUAGCGAACUUACAGGACUGAUACUCAAAGGAAAUUAUCUUUACAAUCAUCUUUAUUUUGUAUUGAUAAAUGAUGAUUUACCUUUUAAUAUCAAUACACAUUUAUUAUUGCCAUUCGCUAUCGUCGUUGGUCUAUGUUUUCUUAUCAUGGUCAUAUUUAUGAUCGUUAAUUGUAUAAAAGAUAGACGAAGACAAAGGAGGCAUCGUCUGCCAAAUUCUAGUUUAAAAAAAAUUCCCACACAUAAGUAUACAAAGGGCGAUCCUUAUGAAACAUGUGCGAUUUGUUUAGAUGAUUAUGUUGAGGGUGAAAAAUUACGCGUCUUACCUUGUGCGCAUGCUUAUCAUUCGAAAUGUAUUGAUCCCUGGCUGACAAAAAAUCGACGAGUUUGUCCAGUUUGUAAACGUAAAGUUUUUGCAGCCGAUGAAAGAGUGAUAACCGACAGUGAAAGUGAUUCAGAGGCGGACGAUUCAACGCCCUUAAUUCGAAAUGGGCAUUCAGGUACACAAGGUGGAACUUUUGCUGCUCAAAGAGAAAAUCCCUUUUCAAGAGCUCUUGCUUCUCAAAGUGAAAAUCCCUUCUCAAGAGGAGGAAGAAGAUCACAACAAGAAAGACAAAAUGAUUCAAAUAGUUGCUCUGAUUCGGAAAAUUCAGCAUUAUUAAGUUCGGAUUCGGACGAUUUUAUGAGUGUUCACAAUGCAGAAUCAUCCGGUACAAUGUUCACUGUUUCUGACAGUCACAGUAUCAAUGGCGAAGUGCCAGAUCUCGAGCGCUCUGUCAGCAGUACAAAGCCACAUACUGUGAAUGUUUACACCGAAGAGGAACCAUCAUUAACCGUUAAUGUUUUAACAAAAAAUUCUACAACCCCUCAAAAUAGUGCAUCAUUAAAUUCAGCACAAGUGGAAAUUGAAGAAUUACCAACAACAGCAAUAAGGCCAGGUCAAAGUGAAAGAAAUCAUAAUGUGGUAUAGUCUUUUUAAAUUUUUAAAUUUUACAAAAAGAAAAGAUUAAUUCAUUAAUGAAGAUUUUUUAUAGUAAAAAAAAUAUCACAAUAUAAAAAUUAAAAAUUGUUAAUAUCUCGAUUAGUUUUAAUCGAGUCGAAAGAUGAUAAUAAUUUCUUUCAAGCUAUCAUCAAAGAAAAAAUAAUAAUUGGCUUUUUAUUUAUAUCGAUAAUUUUAUUUUUCCAUUUAUUAUUUCUUGUGGUAAUUUUGACAAUUACUGUAUAUUUUAAAAAAAUAGAAAUCGAUAAAAUUGUGAGUAAAAAUAAAAGAAGUUCAUAAAAACUGAUAAAUCAGUUGAUUUGCUGCAGUCAAUAUUUUGCAAAAAAAACUAAAUUGUUUUAUUAUGAUAAUAAUAAUAAUAUUAAAUUUUGAUUAUUUCAAAAAACAAAAAUUGUGUGAUAUUUGAAAAUAUAUAAUUAAUGAGAAUUGAAAGGGUGACAGAACUCGAAAAUAGUUAUAUAUAUGUAACCUGUGAUUCACGGAAAUGUAAAUAAUUUUUUUUUUUUUUUUUCUGUUAAUAUAUAAUACGAAGAAAGACCAAAAGUUAUAUGCAGGAGAUUUUAUUUGUAGAUCUAUGAAAACUAAAAAUAGAGAUAAUAUAUUUUUUUCAUUUUUUUCUAAUAAGUAUUUCUUUGAUAAAAAAAAAAAAAUAAUUUUAAUUAAAAUUAUUCAUUGUUUUAAAUUAAUGAUUUUUAUUCUUGUUGUAACAAAAAAAUUCAAAAUGUUAAAAAAGAAUAAUAAUCAUGAAAAAUAUUUUAUUUUUCCCCAAGUUUUGAAAGUUUUGAUUAAUAUAAUAUUUAUUUUGUCUUUGAUAUAGGCAAAAAAAAAAAACUUUUUUUUCCAUAUUAUACUUUAAUGAAAAAUUUUUUUCAUUAAAAUUAUAUGUAUGCAGUUUGUUUAAAUUUACAAAAAAUAAAGAAAUGUGAUGUAAAAGAACGUUUUUACAAAUGUACGUAUUCAGAAUUUUCGUUUUAUAUGUUUCUUUUCAAAUUACCUGUCUCGCAAAUAUUAUUUUCUUUUCAAUUUCAACGGUGCGAUAAAUUAGAGCUUUUACACACAAGUAUAUAUAUAUAUACAUCAUUUUGGUGAUGGGUAAAUAGAAAAUAAACGACUUUUUUGAAUUCUGAAAAAAUACGUGAGUUUGUAUAAAGUAUUGUAAAUAUACUAUUAUUAUAAUAAUAUAUAUAAUAUAUAUA